This is a messenger RNA of Pungitius pungitius (ninespine stickleback), 1842 nucleotides long. Its product is annotated as GDP-L-fucose synthase-like. Gene Ontology annotation, molecular function: GDP-L-fucose synthase activity. Lineage: Eukaryota; Metazoa; Chordata; Actinopteri; Perciformes; Gasterosteidae. The coding region runs from base 245 to 1204 and encodes 319 amino acids. Gene Ontology annotation, biological process: nucleotide-sugar biosynthetic process. The transcript has 10 exons. The record is from RefSeq and is a predicted model, not a curated record.
GACUGCCAACAGACCACCUCUCUCCAUUAACACAACCCUUCCUCUCACAGUGACUUCAUCCCUCUAAUUCGUAGAGGCUUCAGAGUCACCUGUACUUCAGCAGCUGAGAGUCAUAGUUUGAGUGGAUACGUUUGUGCAACAGUUUAGUUUACCUGCUUCAAUUUAUUAGAGUGAGUAUAGUGUAUUAGUCUUGAUUAGUAUUUUAUUGGUUUUCACCUCGGAAGAGCCAGCACAUUGAUAAAAGAUGGCAUUGCCAAUGCGUGUCCUGGUGACGGGUGGAUCUGGGUUGGUGGGAAAAGCCAUUGAGCAUGUGGUGCAGCAGGAAGGUGGGAAACUGGACGGAGAAGAAUGGAUCUUCCUCUCCUCCAAGCAAGCUGAUCUUGUAGAUGUUGAGCAGACCAGGGCUGUGUUUGAGAAGUAUCGUCCCACUCAUGUCAUCCAUCUGGCCGCAAAAGUCGGAGGCCUCUAUCUACACAUGAGGGAGAACCUGCAAUUCUUGAGGGACAACAUCAAAAUCAAUGACAACGUGCUACACACUGCCCACGAGUCAGGUGUGACCAAAGUCGUGUCCUGCUUGUCCAGUUGUAUCUUCCCUGACAAAACCACGUACCCCAUCGACGAGACCAUGAUACACAAUGGAUCACCUCAUGACUCCAACUUUGGAUACUCGCACGCAAAGCGGAUGAUUGAUGUUCAGAACCGGGCAUACUCUCAGCAGUACGGUCAUUGCUACACGGCGGUCAUCCCAACCAAUGUUUUUGGUCCACAUGACAACUUCAACAUAGAAAAUGGUCAUGUGCUGUCGGCACUCAUCAACAAGACGUACAAGGCCAAAAAGGAAGGAACUCCAUUGACGGUCUGUGGCUCUGGAGCUCCUAAAAGGCAGUUUGUCUACUCCCUGGAUUUGGCUCGUCUAAUCAUUUGGGUCCUGAGAGAAUAUGAAGAAGUUGCCCCCAUUAUCCUCUCUGUGGGUGAGGAGGAUGAAAUCUCAAUCAAAGAAGCUGUGGACAUGAUCACAAAGGCUGUCGACUUCAAAGGAGAAAUAAAUUUUGACACCACCAUGUCAGACGGCCAGAUGAAGAAAACCGCCAGCAAUGCCAAGCUGAGGCGCCUCCUGCCCAACUUCUCCUUCACACCCCUCAAUGAAGCUAUAAAGAUGACAUGCGACUGGUUCGAGACCAACUACAAGAAUGCCCGAACAUGAAGUGACCCACCCACCAUUGGAAGCAUUCUUUGGUUCUGGUGUGAUGCAAGUUGUUAUGACUGUUGUAGGAGCCAUACAUCGUUUUGAUUAUUCUUUUGUAUUAUUCUUUCCUUCUACGUUGUUUGUAUGUGUGCGUGUGGUGUGACGUCAUUUGUAUCCACGACACCGUAAGGGGGUGUGGUGUGUGUGUGUGUAUAUUAGUGUGUGUCUGUUCACCUGUGGGGUGUGGUUGUUUGGAGCAUGGCUGCAGGGUGAGCAUGGGGAAAAACUUUCUUUUGACCGUCAGCGUCAGCUUCAACGUCAGCGUCAGCGUCAUUGUCAUUGUUAUCACCAUCGUCAAUAUCAUCAUCACUUCAAUGGAGUUUCAUGUGCUUUGGUACUCACUUGGUCAAUAAAAUGCAUCUGGUAAGGUAAGCGAUUUGCGUAUGUUACUUCUUCAUAUCAAAUACUUCAGUGCGACGCGUCAUUAGUAUGAUCCCCUCAUGUCUUAGCCUGCUGCGGCCUUUCGGAUAUUGUUUAUUGUGUAAAAGCCGCUAUAACUGUCUCAUAUUGAUACAUUUAGUGCCACAUUAAACACAUUCUAUACUGUACUUAAGCCUCUUCAUUUCUAAUCUCUAAGCGUUUUUUACAUGACGGUG